AUGGUUCCAUCUGCUACUUCAGAGAAUCCAGACUUUGUGCCAGUGACGAAAUGGCCUACCCUCCACGAAAUGGCUGACGGCUUUGGGGAGCACCUCAUGCCAGCAUCCGCUAAGCUGCAGGGUAAAUGCUUCGAACAUACCUACAACAACGGUUGGAAGAUCUCUCAUGACUUUGGGGCGGACACUGUUACGUGGAAGAUUUUGGAGGGAGAAGGAGCAGGCCUCACUGCCCCAGCCAAGUACAAGGCAUAUGAAGUGCGACCAGAUAUUUUCUUCGUCGACUUCUUCAAGCCCACCUACGAUGAAGUAGUCAGUCUGAUCGUCGACACCGUCACUGGACAGGCUAUUGCCGGUGUGUCAAGCUUCAAGGAUGAGAACGGUGAGCGACGAACUGCCACGUCUUUCAUCAACGCAGUCACAUUUGGAGAUGAGCGUGUCGAGCCAUUCCCAGUCACCGAUGAGCUCAUCGGAAAGCACAUCCUUUAUCGAUACACUCCUCGAGACGCUUAUGAACAUGUUUAUCUCAACAAGGGCACCAUGACCUGGCAUUGUCUCAGCGGAACGGAAGAGGGCAUUGCAGAUGCUGAGAAGUGCCAGAUGCUCAAACUGGGAGACAGUUUGUACAUGUUGUUCUGGACUGAGACAGUCAUGCCAGUUGAGUCGAUUGUUGUUAUUGAUUUGGAGAAUAUGAGGUCGACAGGGCGUUUUUACUGUUGGGAUCCAGAGCCGAAGGAGGCUGUUCAUGUGCGAGGUAGCUUGUAA
Molecule: messenger RNA, 762 nt
Organism: Fusarium sp. VM40
Lineage: Eukaryota; Fungi; Ascomycota; Sordariomycetes; Hypocreales; Nectriaceae
Source: the annotation of a GenBank genome assembly